Molecule: messenger RNA, 658 nt
Organism: Bombus pascuorum
Lineage: Eukaryota; Metazoa; Arthropoda; Insecta; Hymenoptera; Apidae
Gene: spz
Product: protein spaetzle
Exons: 5
Coding region: 1-528 (175 amino acids)
Biological process (GO): regulation of Toll signaling pathway; innate immune response; central nervous system formation
Cellular component (GO): extracellular region
Molecular function (GO): growth factor activity; Toll binding
Source: RefSeq, a predicted model, not a curated record
AUGAGGAGCUAUGUUUCAGUGUUCAAACCGGCUCCGAUUUGCAAGGAUAAAACCUAUUGCGAAAAUACAUUGUAUUAUCCAACCGAUAUAGUGUCGAGGGAAUUAGGAAAGAAUCCCCAUCUUCGAGAUUAUGCUACCGUGGAUGAUAUAGAUUCGUUACCAGGAUACGAGAAUGAACUGGAGGAUAAAUCACUUUGUUUGUCUACGGAGCAACUUGUAUUUCCUAAAUCAGGAAUAACGAAAAAUUUGGAAUGGAAGUAUAUCGUAAACCAUGAAGACUUGGUACAAGCUGUACGCAUUGAAACAUGCCUGGAAGAGAGCCAACCAUGCAAAGUGAUCGAUGGUUUCGCCGAAGGAUACUAUACAAAGUGCAAACAGAAGUUCAUAUAUCGCCAACUCUUGUCAUUGACGGACAACGGUACGAUAACCAACGAUUACUUUGCAUUCCCAGCAAAUUGUUGCUGUCACGUCGAAUUCAAAGUUGAUCAAUUUUUACAUUCAUUUAAUUCUCAUAAGAGCUUAAAAUGAUGAGAACAAAUGGAUGCCAUGUUAAACGUGAUAUUAAAUAUAAAUAUUAUGGAUAUACAUCCUAUACUUAUAUUGCGUUCUUUUAUUACAAAACACGUGUAAUGUACUUUAAUAAACGAAACACGAUCCA